AUGUCGUGGUACAACAAAAUCAAGUCGAAUCUGCCGGCGCAGGUAGCGGGUAUCAAUCUCGAGAAUGCACUUCAGGCGGUCGCCUCCCCCGCGGCCAACGCUAUGCGCUCCUCCACAGACGGAGGCCCGUCCUCCCAGGGCGGCUCGCCCCCGCCCUUUCCCUCGCUCUCCCCCUCCACGCCCGCCGCAGCUCCAGCCCCAGCCGCGGCUCCCCCGGCAGGCGAUAACACACCGAUGAGGAUAUCUCUGGACUCGGCGUCGAGGGAGGAGCUGGUCAACUUUGUGAAGAGGCAGGCCAUCGCCGUCAAGAAGCGCGACGAGAAGAUCUCCGAGCUGGUCGACGCCUACAAGCGGCUCGCCAAGGAGCGAAACGACUUCAAGGCCAAGAUCGAGGAGCGCGACAAGGAGGACGAAGCCAUUCUCAACGCCGACGUCGGCCUUGCGCCGCCGCCACCUGAAGACGACGACCGCCCCAAUGCCACCGAUGCCGCCGAGUCCAACGGCGCCGACGGAAACGACGUCGAGAGCGAGCUCGCCAAGCAGCUGGGCAGCGGCCAAGAGAACAGCGAACAGCAGCAGAGUGGCGAUGACGACAAGACCGAGCCCAGUGGCAGCGUAAAUGAUGCCAGAAGCGGUGACGACGGUGGCACGGUGUACCAGAUCGACGAGGAAGAGCGCGAGAAAGAGGCGCGCAGGAAGGAGCUCGAACGCCAGCGUGAGGCGGCCUACCAGGCGCGGCUCCGGGAGCUGGUGCGCGAGGGGCACGUACUGCGGCGGGCGGUGCGCGAGGCGCGGGAGCAGGCCGCGGAGAAGGAGCGCGCGCUUGUCGGGCGCGUGGAGGAGCUCGAGCAGCGGGUGCAGGAGCAGAAGGACCUCUACGACACCCUGCAGACCAAGUCCGGCGAACAGAUCGAGCGGCUCGCGACCGAACUCCAACGGAUGGCCGACAGUGAGGCGCGUGCCAAGGCCGAAAUGGAAGCCCGGCACAAGGAAAAGGUGGAUGAGUUGGAGGGCGAGCUGGCCAAGCAGAGGGACGCCCAGAAGGAGUUGCUCGAGGCCGGUCAGCGGCGUAUCAAGGAGCUGAACGCUGAACUGGAGGACAGCCACGCUAAGGCGAAGGAGCUGGGCGAGGACCUUCACAAGGCCCAGGAGUCCCUGGCUGAACGAGAGCACCACUUGGUGUCCCUGCAGAAGGACAAGGAAGUGGAGCUUCAGGGCCUGCACGACACGCUCAUACUUAUGAGGAACGAGGCCCAGGCGAUGGGAGUGGAGAGCGCCAAGCUCAAGGACGAAAUCGCUAAGUGGCAGCGCGAAGCGGCCGACAGGGCUGCGCUGGCCACCGAGCUGCAGGCCCUCAAGGAGCGCCAAGGCCAGGAAAGCGACGCCAGCGAGCAGACCCGCCAGGCCGACCUCAACUCCAUCGCCGACAAGGAGAGCCGAAUCCGAGAGCUCGAGGAGGUCGUGGCCCGGCUUUCAAGCGCCGAACACGCCGAACUCGCCGAGCGCCCGCCCACCGAUCAGGGGGACAGCGAAGCGGUGGCGGCUGCGCGUGCGAGGAUCGCCGAGCUGGAGAGCGAAGUGGAGGCGCUUCGAAGCAACGGGCAGGGUGGCGGCGGAGAGCAGACGAGCGACUGGAUCGCCGAGAAGUCGGAGCUGGCGCGCCAGGUCGAGGAGCUGAAGCAGACGCUCGAGGCCGGCCAGCAGCGGACGAGCGACGGGGCGGCGGGAGCGGAGGAAGCAGAAGAGAGCCGACAGAGAGAGCGGGAGGGGCUCGACGAAGAGAGGCGGGCGCUCGAUGAGGAGCGCGAGCGGCUGGAGAAGGAGAAGGACGAGACCCACGAGGAGCGCGAGCGGCUGCAGGAGGAGCGCGAACGACUACGCGCCGACCGCGCGGAACUCGACCAGCUCCACUCCCAGGCCCAGGCCCCCACCGACGAGCAGGCGGAGGCGGAUACGGAGGAGAAGACCGACGACGCGCAUCAGAGCGAAGCGCUGCGCGAUGAGACCGAGCGACUGCGUGCGGACCUGCGCCAGCGCGAGGAGGACCUGACGCGCAAGCGGGAGCAGGUCGUGCGGCUCAAGGCCAGGGCCCGCGAGCUGGUCAAAAAGGCCCGCGAGGACCGCGACCGGCUGGAGAAGGCGGUGCACAAGGCCGAGGACGAGCAGGCGCGGCUCGGGGCCGACCGCCAGCAGCUGGGCACCGAGCUGGAGGCGGCCCAGGCGCGGCUGGCCGAGGUCGAGCGCGCGCUGGCCCAAGGCCAGGAGCAGGUUGAGAAGGCGAUGGCGCGCGAGCGCGAGGGCUUCAGGAACACGCUCAAGGAGGUCAACGAACGACACGACAAGUCACUGGCCGACAAGGACGACGCCCUGCGCAAGCUGCGCGAAGAGAAAGAUGAGCUGAUCGGGAAGGUCAACGCAGCGGCAGAGGAAAAGGCGCACACAGACGAGACGCUGAGCAAGCUCCAGGAGGUGAUGAUGCAAAAGGACACCCAGUACAAGGCGGUCAAGGACAACGAGAGCAAGCUGCUCAGCCUCAUCGAGAUGGAGGAGAUCAAGGGGGAGGUGGAGAAGCGGAACAAGCUCAACCAGCGGAUCGAGGAGGAGAAGGAGAAGCACAAGAAGGCGGUGGAGGAGAUGCAGGGCAUGCUCACGGAGCACCGGCUGGGCGAGGAGCAGCUGGGCCACAUCAAGAAGCUCAUGAAGGAGGCCGACGAACGCCACCGCGACGCUCUGGCGCGGGCCGAGCGCGAGCGGCAGGAGGUGGUCGACGCGCACGAGCGGACCAAGGCCGAGCGCGAGCGCGACAGGGAGGAGCGCGGCAAGCUGCAGGCCAAGAUCAAGAAGCUCAAGGACCUGCUCAAGCUGGCCGAGAAGCACCUGGGCGAGACCCGGCAGAAGGUGGCGGCCCGCGAGGAGGAGCUGGCCGGGCUCGGCCUGCAGAUGGACGGGCUGCGGCGCGAGCUGGAGGCGGCCGCGCAGCGGGUGGAGGCCGAGCGCGCCGAGACCGAGAAGCGCGUGACGAUCGAGGUCAAGGCCAAGGCCCGCGAGGAGUUCCUCCAGCAGCUGCGCAAGGCCGCGCAGGUCUACAAGGAGAAGAUGAAAGAAUUGGUCACGCAGGAGCUGGAGGACACCAAGGCCGAGUUCAGGUCCUACAAGCUGCGUGCCCAGUCGGCCAUCGCCUCUGCGGGUCCCGCCGGCGACUCGCCAAGCACCGAGCGGAGCCAGGCGGCGAGCGGCGGCGAAGGCCCAACGGAGGACGAGGCGCACAGCGAGGCGCCGCAGGCCCUGUCGAGCAUUGUUUCGCUGCAGGAGGAGGUGACGCAGCUGAGGAAGGAGGCGGAGCGGCUGCAGGCCGAGAACGAGGAGCUGCGACACUACGAGGCCACCGCCGACGCGCUGCAGACCGAGCUCACCGAACUCCAGCACCGACACCAGAACGAGGUCCAGGAGUUCGAGAACGUCAGAGCGGACAUGCGAAAGAGGAAUCAGGAGUGGGAGGAGCGGCUGGCCGAGCGCGAGGCCGAACACCGGCGGCUCGUUGAGGAGAAUCGCCACAACGUGCUCCAGGCGCGAAGAGAGAACGCCGACAAGCUCAAGGAACUCGAGCAGCGCCUGCAAACCGAACAGGAGAGCACGCAAGCUGCGCUGAAGGAGCGGGAAGAGCGCGAAGCGCAGUUGGUCAAGGAGAUCAAGAUUUUGGAGCAGCGUAUCAGGCUGCUCAACGGCAUGACCGGAGCCAAGCCCACCUACGCCUCAUUGUCGUCAUCAUCGUCGUCGGUCGCUCCGCACUCGGCGUCGCCGUCGCCCUCGGUCUCGCGUUCGACGUCGUCGGUCUCGCUCGCUGACCUGGACAUGUCGGCCGCCGCCGCUGCGCCCAACAAGCCCAGGGAAGACGAGCGCGGGCUCACCAACAACGUCCUCUACAACCAGAUGAAGGCCGCGCAUCGAGAGGAGCUGCAUCGAUUGAAGUUGGAACUGGAGGACCUGAGGUCGGCCUUGGCCGACGCCGAGCGCACCACGAAGCUGCACCUCAUGCAGGAGCAGGUCCUCAAGGAGGAGAUUCGCGAGUUCGAGCGCGCACAGAAACGAGAAGGCUCCAACAUCGGGUAUCUGAAGAACAUCAUCGUGAAGUACAUGGAGACGGGGGAGCACGAUGCGCUCCUCCCGGUGAUAUCGACCGUGCUGCAGUUCACGCCCGAGGAAAUCGAGCGAAUCAACCAACGACGCAAGGCCAACUCCUUCUGGGGCUCGGUGUGGGGCAAAUGA
Molecule: messenger RNA, 4266 nt
Organism: Acanthamoeba castellanii str. Neff
Lineage: Eukaryota; Discosea; Longamoebia; Acanthamoebidae
Product: GRIP domain containing protein
Exons: 17
Coding region: 1-4266 (1421 amino acids)
Cellular component (GO): Golgi apparatus
Source: RefSeq, a predicted model, not a curated record